CUGUGCCUUCGAGCUUCUCUGGUUUGUGCAAGAAAUGGAGCUGGUUUUCUAGUUUCAGGGUCUGAUUGUCGGAGGUUGUAUGCAGAGUUUUUCCUGAGAAAAUGGCUACAGAAUCGCAAGCAGUUGCAGGGAAGCCCAGCGCUAAAAGACAAGCAUGGUUCUGCACCAAUGGCUUACCGAGUGACAUUGUCAUUGAAGUGGACGAUAUGGCUUUCCAUCUCCAUAAGUUUCCUCUAAUGUCGAAGAGCCGGAAACUAGAUAAUUUGAUAACUCGGCGAGAAGAAAACUACGGUACUCCUACCAGAGAGAAUCAAAAUGAAAUUACCGAAUCGGAGGAACAGGAAGAAGAUGAAGUUGAGGAAGAACAUUGCCAUAUUGUGCUCUCUGAUUUCCCCUGCAGCUCCGAGAUCUUUGAGAUGGCAUCGAAGUUUUGCUACGGUGUGAAGAUCGACCUCAAUUCUUCCAAUGUCGCUUCUCUCCGCUGCGCCGGAGAGUUUCUGGAAAUGACAGAAGAGUACAGCGAAGAUAAUCUAAUUUCGAAAACUGAGAGAUUCCUCUCUCAGACUGUACUCAAAAGCAUCAAAGAGUCGAUCAAAACGCUGAAAUCUUGUGAACCUGUAAUGCCUCUAGCCGAGACCUUAGGCAUUACGCAGAGAUGUAUAGCUUCGAUUGCUUCAAAAGCGCAUUCAUCCGAUCCGGCUUUGUUCGGAUGGCCAGUCAGUGACGGAGCCAAUGACGCUCAAGAUCAUACGAAGCAGAUGCUAUGGAAUGGAAUCGAAACCGGAGGGCGAAAGAAAAGCGGUGGAAGGGGAAGUAAUGGAGUCUCCUGGUUUGAAGAUCUCGCGCAGCUGAGUCUACCUCUGUUUAAGCAGUUGAUUUUCUCCAUGAGAGAUCAAGAUGUAAGCUCGGAAAUUAUUGAGAGCUGUUUAAUGAACUACGCAAAGAAAUACAUUCCAGGUAUAUCCAGGUCGAACCGGAAGCCAUCCUUGCCUUCCUCCUCUUCGUCUAGUAUGCUAACGGAGACUGAACAGAAGGAGUUGUUAGAGACCAUAAUCAGUAAUCUUCCAUUGGAGAAGAGCUCCAAAACUUCAACCGCAACAAGGUUCCACUUCGGAUUACUGAGGACGGCCAAUAUAUUGAACGCUUCGGAGGCUUGCAAAGCUGCUUUAGAGAAGAAAAUAGGAUCGCAACUCGAACAAGCUACUCUGGAUGAUCUUCUGAUUCCAAGUUAUUCGUAUCUGAACGAGACCUUAUAUGACGUCGGUUGUAUGGAGAGAAUCUUGUCCUACUUCUUGGACGGAUUCGUCGAGAGAAAUGCAACGGAAGAUAAUCAAGCCGAAGAUGACGGUCUCAGAUCGCCAGCGUUAAUGCUCGUCGGCAAAUUAAUAGAUGGAUAUCUCGCCGAGAUCGCGUCCGACUCAAAUCUGAAGCUGGAAAAAUUCUACAACCUGGCAAUUUCUCUCCCCGAACAGGCUAGACUCUUCGACGACGGUGUUUAUCGAGCCGUCGACGUUUACCUCAAGGCGCAUCCGUGGAUCUCGGAAGCUGAACGCGAUAAGAUCUGCGGAGUAAUAGACUGCCAAAAGCUGACAUUAGAGGCAUGCACCCACGCCGCUCAAAACGACCGACUUCCACUGCGAGCAGUAGUACAGGUCCUUUUCUUCGAACAGCUGCAGCUUCGUCACGCCAUCGCCGGAACACUCAUAGCCGCCGAGUCAGUUCCGCCGGAGACCGGAAGAUUCUCAGCCGUUUCCCGUCGCGAAACGGAGGAGAUGCAACAGGGAGACGAAAUGGAGGAUGAAGUUCCGGCCGCAAUAGCGCACGAGAGCGGCACGUGGAGAGAGACGGUGAGGGAGAAUCAGAUGCUUCGCUUAGACAUGGAUAGCAUGAGGACGCGAGUACAUCAACUUGAAAGAGAAUGCUCGACGAUGAAGAAACUAAUCGAUAAGAUCGAUAAACCGGAGGCAGAACCACAAGACGGCGGCCGGCGAUGGCGAGGGUCGUUGAUCAGGCGUUUCGGAUGUAAGUUCAAAACUCAGGUAUGUGAUUCGCAUGAAUCGGCGGUUCUUGAUGGCCGGAGAGGACGAAACCACCAUCCUCAGCAGUAGAACCUCCUGCAGCCACCAGGCUUAUUCAUCAUGCCGCCAAGCUCGGUGGAAAGGGCCUUGGGACUUCUUUUUUCAAAUGGCUUGCCUCUU
Messenger RNA from Cucurbita pepo subsp. pepo (vegetable marrow), 2198 nucleotides. The record is from RefSeq and is a predicted model, not a curated record. NCBI's taxonomy places the organism in Eukaryota, Viridiplantae, Streptophyta, Magnoliopsida, Cucurbitales, Cucurbitaceae.